GCCACACAGCACUUGCGCGGUUGUAGCAUCAGGAGGAGCUGGCUGGUUGAUCUCCACUGCCUGGCCACCGCCUUCCAUCCCUAACGCCUGCCCGCUGCUGCAGGACUCGUCUCUUUUCUCGCAGGAUACAAACAGAAUUUAACAUCGACAGCUUCUCUCCCGUUGCAAUGGGUUCCUUCACUGCGCUGACGUGUUAUUGAUGACCUUUUAAAAAAAAUAACCUUCAAAUAUGAAUCAUGCAUCUGAUAUCUUUUCCAAAUCUACUCGCGAGCAUCCUUGUGUCCUGGCUCCAUCCACUCACUUUAGCGUCAACGGUAGAGAAUGUCACUGUGGGGGACGCGGCGCCGGCGGAGUUGGGACAGGACGCAGCUGCGGCUCAGGACAGCGGUAACCAAAUGGACCGCGGCAGUGCCGUGCAGGAGGAGAUCACCUACCCGUCCCGCCUCAUCUACUACCUGCACGAAGACUCCGAGAGCACCUACCACGACCUGGACACGCACGCGCGCGACCAGGCCAGAGACAACCAGGUGAUUCAUCUUGCUCAAGCCACUUACCAGCUAGAGGCCUUUGGCUCCAGAUUUGUACUGGACCUGAAAUUAAACAAUGACCUGCUCUCCUCAGACUAUGUGGAGAUCCACUAUGAGGAGGGCAAACCUGUCCAGUCCAAGGGUGGGGAGCACUGCUGCUACCACGGCAAGGUGAGGGGCAACGAGGACUCGUACGUGGCUCUAUCCACCUGCAACGGCCUGCAUGGCAUGUUUGAUGAUGGAGUCUAUGUGUACCUAAUUGAGCCUCUGCAGCAGACUCACUCCAUAGGUUCAGCUGCUCGACCCCACAAGCUGCGCAGGACGCAAACUCUACAGUGGGCCGAAAACCCAGAUGAGCAGACGGACCAGGAGCAGGGCCUCUCAGAGCUGGCCGAUCUGUGGUGGCUCCGGCGCAGGAAAAAGCGAGCUAUGCCCCGCAAUGUUUUUGAGGAGAUGAAGUAUUUGGAGAUCAUGAUCGUCACCGACCACCACAUGUACAAACGACACAAGACAGGACAGCACACCAAGAACUUCGCCAAGGCUGUAGUUAACCUUGUGGACGCAAUAUUUAAGGAUCAGCUGCACACGCGGGUGGUGCUGGUGGGCGUAGAGAUCUGGACGGAGAGAGACCAGAUUUCCGUCAGCACCAAGCCCCUGGAGGUGCUGCGCGAUUUCUCCAAGUACCGGCAGCAGAGCCUCAAGCAGCACGCCGACGCCGUGCACCUCUUCUCCAAUGUGACGUUCCACUACGGCAGAAGCAACGCGGCGUAUUUCGGCGGUGUUUGUUCCACCAGCCGGGGAGUUGGGGUUCACGAGUAUGCUGCCACCUGGAACAUGGGUGCCUCUCUCGCUCAGAGUCUGGCACAGAACCUGGGAAUCCAGUGGGAUCUGCCGGCCAAGAAAAAGGAAUGCGGUUGUUUGGACCCGUGGGUUGGCUGCAUUAUGGAGGAAACUGGAGUGCAGCACCCACGCAGGUUCUCCAAGUGCAGCAUCACUGACUACAAGGAGUUUCUGCUGAAGGGCGGAGGGUCGUGCCUCUUUAACAGGCCCACCAAGCUGUUCGAGGUGACGGAGUGUGGGAACGGCUACGUGGAGGUGGGGGAGGAGUGUGACUGCGGAGGCAGAGUGGAGUGCUACAAGGACUGCUGUAAAAAGUGCUCUCUGUCUAAUGGAGCUCACUGCAGUGAUGGCCCAUGCUGCAAUAACACCUGCCUGUUCUACCCCCGUGGGUUCAGCUGUCGCUACGCAGUGAAUGACUGUGAUAUUUCAGAGACGUGCUCGGGCGACUCAGGCCAGUGUCCUCCAAAUUUGCAUAAGCAGGACGGCUACUCCUGCCAGCUCAACCAGGGUCGUUGCUACAGUGGGGAGUGUAAGACCAGAGAGAACCAGUGCAAAUACAUCUGGGGGCCCAAGGCUGGAAGCUCUGACAGGUUCUGCUACGAGAAGCUGAACACUGAGGGGACAGAGAAGGGGAAUUGUGGGAAGGAUGGAGAGAACUGGAUCAAGUGCUGCAAGCAUGAUGUGUUUUGUGGGUAUCUGCUCUGUAUGAACGUCGGGCGAACUCCCCGUAUCGGGCUCCUGAAGGGUGACAUCACGCCCACCUCCUUCAACCAUCAGGGCCGGCUGGUGGACUGCAGUGGUGGACACGUGCUGCUGGACGAUGAGACAGACGUGGGGUAUGUAGAGGAUGGGACUCCCUGUGGGCCCUUAAUGAUGUGCCUUGACCGCAAGUGUCUCCCGAUCCAGUCCCUGAACAUGAGCACCUGCCCCAGUGGCUCCAACGGGCAGGUGUGCUCCACCCACGGGGUGUGCAAUAACGAGGGGACCUGCACCUGUGACUCCACCUGGGCCGGGACCGACUGCAGCAUGCCCGACCCCCCCAAGGAGGUGCCCCCCAAGGAGGACGACGGCCCCAAGGGUCCUAGUGCCACAAAUCUUAUAAUAGGCUCCAUCGCGGGGGCCAUCCUGGUGGCUGCCAUUGUGCUGGGGGGUACAGGAUGGGGCUUUAAGAAUGUGAAGAAGAGGAGGUACGACCCCAACGCCAGCGCCAUCUAGAGGACUGGAGGCCAGGAGCACGAGCACUAAGAGGAAGGAAGCCUUCUGGAUUUCAGUACAAAUCCAUUUCUGGACUGCACUUAAUUUCUGCCAUUUUUUUGGCAUUCGUUUUACUUAAAGAAAUAAUAAUAAUAAUAAUAAUAAUAAUAAUAAUAACAAUAAUAAUAAUUAACUAACAAAAAACAUAGAGAAGACUUAAGAACAUUAACAGCUUCCAUCUUAGUCAUGUAGAAAUGCAGCCCCUCUCUCAGCCCCCAAAACCCCCAGCUGCCUCAAACCCACCGCACCAUGUCCCAGAAUGCCCCACUGAUGCAGGUAUUGUUCCAGCACAUUCUAUGCCACUGCCCUUCUCCCUCCCCAGCGAAACAAAUGACUUCCUUGACUCUGGCAUGUGGAGCCCCCUGCUGGAGGAUCCUUGCAUGGCAAAAGAAGGCCGACAAAACAAAAGCAAAGCAACACUCAGCUUUUAUCACACAAGAACAAGGAAUACGCCUCUGAAACCAAAAAGUGGAAAAUUAUUUGUCGAAGGUUACCUAGCAACGCCUCUGGGCCCUGGUGCUCAUACCCUUCCGGACCUAUAGGGGGCAACACCAGACUGAGGACUUGGACAGCAGGAGCUGGUCAGAGACCAGAGGAAAAAACCAAACUCUGUGAUUGACCAUUAAGCUUUCAUUUUCUCCACAAAUUAACCGAAACUGCUUUUGUUCUACAUUUUAAAAUUAGCAUGGUGUAUAACAGGUGUUCUUUGACUGUGUUCCUGAAAAGAAAAUCAAGCAAAAUUUAAGCAAUGAAGCAAUUGUCGGCCAAAUUACAAAAUGACAGCUGACACAACCAUGCAACAUGCAACAUGCAGCCAGUGCAUUGUCCAGCCAUUUCACCACGCCGCUGAGUGAAUGAAAUGCACCACCCUCCACAGGGAUCAGGCACAUCAGGAGUGGGUGCUUGGAGGGCCACAGACUUCUAUGUCAUGUCCAGGGGUCGGGGAGGAGAAACAGGCCUGGAACAGCGGCGGAGUUAUAUCACGGGGGUGUCUGAAUGUAAUCCUAGCAGCGACACAAAGCCAAAGAAUUAACCAAUCAAAAUGUUUGGGGGUGUGGUCACACAGCGGCCCCCCUCCUGUGUGGUUGGCUUGCAUCAGACACACUGUCGUGGGGCAGAACUCCCCAGUGCCUGGGGGCCCAGUAAUGUCUCCAUUAACACCUGCUGUACUGGCGUGUGUUCUCAUUAACUCGACUAGAAAGCAAGUUGGGUCCCUGGUGGUACGCUGCAUGUAAACACUACACUGGGCUUAUUAAAAUCUUAUUAAACGAGUCCCAAGAUCCACAAGAAUAUUUUACAAAAUAAAAGAGUAGGUGCAUGUCAACGAAUAAACCAUUUAAGUUUUAUUUACUAUGCAAAGAAAGGUAUUGCACAAGCUUAUGGGUUAAUAAAUGUAAACAAUAACAAUGGUAAUAUUAUUAAUACCGAUAAGGCGAUUUUUUUAUAUGCUUGGCCACUCCCACAUCUGUGUUUUUAUUUGACUAUUUAAAGAAAUGUAAAAAAUAAAAUGUCGGAUUUGCCAAAUCCAAAGUGAAGAGAGGAGAACGAGGUGCAUCUGCAGAGUGGAGGAGGGAAGCAGCCCUGCUCUGUGUCCCUCAGUCUCCACACAGGCACAGAAUGGCCGCUGUUUCCCAACUCCAGCCUGCAGCGAAGCUCGCUGCUUCUCUGUUUUCCCCGUGCUGCCGUAGCAAUCACUGGGGGUCAGGUCUAUGUUAACCCCACCUAUCCCCACCCACACAGAUAACCCCUCCCAUCUUGUGAACCCUCCUCACACUGCUUCACAAUCAGAUGGAAGAAGUUCAAUAAAAAAACAACAAAAUUAUUUUA
Conger conger (European conger) is the source of this 4448-nucleotide messenger RNA. It is a transcript of the gene adam23a, whose product is annotated as ADAM metallopeptidase domain 23a. Gene Ontology annotation, biological process: proteolysis. Gene Ontology annotation, cellular component: presynaptic membrane. The transcript is spliced from 26 exons. The record is from RefSeq and is a predicted model, not a curated record. Bases 237 to 2582 code for a protein of 781 amino acids. NCBI's taxonomy places the organism in Eukaryota, Metazoa, Chordata, Actinopteri, Anguilliformes, Congridae. Gene Ontology annotation, molecular function: metalloendopeptidase activity.